AUGGGCGCCGCCACCGAGGAGCAGCACCCCGGCGUCCUUAUUCUCGAUGGAGGCCUCGGCACCUCGCUCGAGGACAAGUACGGUGUCAAGUUCGAGUCUGCCACCACGCCUCUCUGGUCUACUCAUCUUCUUGUUGACGGCCAGGAUACCUUGCUUGCCUGUCAAAGAGACUUCGGCCACGUGCCCGUCGAUAUUAUUCUCACUGCCACCUACCAGCUGUCCAUACAUGGCUUCGCCAACACCCGCACUGCCAAGUAUCCCAAUGGUAUCGACCGGGCCACAAUCGGUAACUUUAUCCAGGACGCCAUCCGCAUUUCUCAUGAAGCCGGACGCGCUCAAGGCAGUAAGACGGCUCUCAGCAUCGGUCCCUAUGGCGCCUGCAUGAUUCCCGGACAAGAGUACAGCGGUGCCUAUGACGCCGAGCACGACUCGCUCGAGAAGCUGCGCGACUGGCAUCUGGAACGCCUGCAGCUGUUCAAGGACGCUGGUGCCUUCGCCCCUUCCAUUAGCUAUGUCGCCGUUGAGACCAUCCCCCGUGCCGAUGAGAUCAAGGCUGUGAGGCAAGCCCUCGACAAGAGUGGCGUCCUUGCGACCCAGGAUCCCAUCCCGUUCUGGAUCGCCUCCCUCUUCCCGCGCGAGGACGAGUGCCUGCCGGACGGUUCAUCCAUCAAGCAGGCUGUGGUGGCCAUGCUCAGCCCCGAGAUUGCCACAAGUCGUCCAUGGGGCAUCGGCAUCAACUGCACCAAGGUUUGGAAAUUGGAGUCCCUGGUCAAGAGCUACGAGUUGGCUGUCCAGGAGCUCAUCGAGGUCGGCGCCAUCGCCGAGGCCCCGGCCCUAGUCCUCUACCCGGAUGGCACCAACGGUGAAGUUUACAACACGACGACUCAGAAAUGGGAACUCCCCGAGGGAUCAAACCACCCUGCUACGUCGUGGGAAGCGCAGCUCUCCCAGGUGGUUGCUAACGCUGAGUCUCGAGGACUGUGGAAACAGAUAGUCGUGGGUGGAUGCUGCAAAGCAAGCCAUUCUGAUAUUGCCCGGCUCCGGACCGCGGUGGAAGGCCUAUCUCGCUAA
Colletotrichum spaethianum is the source of this 1071-nucleotide messenger RNA. Its product is annotated as homocysteine S-methyltransferase 1. Lineage: Eukaryota; Fungi; Ascomycota; Sordariomycetes; Glomerellales; Glomerellaceae. The coding region runs from base 1 to 1071 and encodes 356 amino acids. Gene Ontology annotation, biological process: S-methylmethionine cycle. The transcript has a single exon. The record is from RefSeq and is a predicted model, not a curated record. Gene Ontology annotation, molecular function: S-adenosylmethionine-homocysteine S-methyltransferase activity.